GUUUCAGCAUUUCCGACGUUGAUGCGUCGAUUCGUCCGACCUGUAAUCCUGUUCCCACACUGUAUUGUCUCCACCGCGGGGAGCUUUUACCACUGGCUGCAAAGCACCAUCAGACGACAAAGGACAAGACGGUGAAUACAAAGGAUUGGAGGACAUGGAAUUGGCUUGGGAACCGGAAGUACCGGCGGUAGCGGUGGCCAUCCGACUGCUCGCUUCCAUGCUGCAAUUGAAGACCGACAAUCGGAAAUUGGUGCUCAAUUUGUCCACAAUCAACAGCACACUCCCAUCCAAACUCCAGAGAUGACGAUGAGGAGCAGGCGACUUGCUCAUCUUCAAACUCUUCAGCUAUGGAGCCCCAAUUGGAUGAAUCGGAGAGCCGCCGAGCAUGGACGAUGUCAUUGAUAAACGUGUCUGCCUCCCCCCCCCCCCCCCGCAUUGUAGCUAGCUUUUUGUUGUUCUCCCAUUUUUUUUUGAUUUUUGAACUAGUUUGAUGUCUUGUUGUGUCAUAAAUAUUAUUUGUUAA
Molecule: messenger RNA, 523 nt
Organism: Caenorhabditis elegans
Lineage: Eukaryota; Metazoa; Nematoda; Chromadorea; Rhabditida; Rhabditidae
Gene: F40C5.2
Product: UBC core domain-containing protein
Exons: 3
Coding region: 155-304 (49 amino acids)
Source: RefSeq, marked reviewed